Hibiscus syriacus is the source of this 1734-nucleotide messenger RNA. RefSeq names its product auxin-responsive protein IAA18-like. The coding region runs from base 437 to 1486 and encodes 349 amino acids. Lineage: Eukaryota; Viridiplantae; Streptophyta; Magnoliopsida; Malvales; Malvaceae. The transcript has 6 exons. Gene Ontology annotation, biological process: regulation of DNA-templated transcription. The record is from RefSeq and is a predicted model, not a curated record. Gene Ontology annotation, molecular function: protein binding. Gene Ontology annotation, cellular component: nucleus.
CUUACACACACACACACUCUCUCUAACCUUUGCACUUUGGGUUGCCACUAAAACCACUUUGUUCUUUUGGGAGGUUACCUUUCACCUUGUUGGGGUUUUUUCUAUUUCAAAGCUGUGAUUUUUAUAUAUGUAUAUAUUUUAUAAUAUGGCGUUUUUGGUCUGGCUUUUCUCAUUCAAAGGUGUCGGUUUCUAAAGCAUUUAUUGGUUGAGAGGCUCUCUAAGCUCCAUAGUUCUUGCUUUGUUAGCUAGUUUCUUCACAUCUUCCUCUCAGGGUUUUUCUUUGCUAAACUUAAAGUUUCUGUUGAUUUCGUGAUGUGGGUCUUUGUUGUUUUGAGCUCUGGUUGACUGAUUUAUCCCUUUAAGAUAUAUUUUCAAUUUGUUGCUAGUUCUUGGUCUUCAAAGUUAUCGAGGAAAGGUGAUUUGUUUUGUUUAGUUGAUGGCGAGCGGUUGUUCAAAGAAUGUUGAGUCACGUCCUCUACUUCUUGAUCUGAUUCCUCAACGGAGAGAGUGGCAUCAUGUGAAGAGAGAAGAUGAAAUAAAGGAUGGAUCUUCAGAGGAGAAGAAGCUGGAACUGAGGCUUGGUCCACCAGGUGAGGAAAACUGGUUGUCGUCCAUCAGAAACAACACGGAGGGAGAUGAGUCUUUACUCUCACCCGGGUACUUCUCUUCUUCAAUGAAGAACAAUGGAAAACUAGCACACAAGUUUCCAUGUCCAGAGGACAACCACCCUGUUGGUGUUGGGUCAGUUUUGUCCACUCCAUGGGGCAAAAACCACCACCAACAGCAGACAAAGACUUGUUCAUUUCUCCAGUUCCCAUCAACAACUGCCCCACCGAAUAGCUUACCUUUUAUGGCAAAGGAAUCGUCACAGCCCUGCAGCAAUAAAGUGGUGGACUUGCAGGAUGCUGAGAGAAAAGCAUUUAAACCUCCUGCAAAUACAGCUGUGCCUCUCAAUACUUCUCAUAAAAGAACUGCUCCUGGACCAGUUGUGGGUUGGCCUCCAAUUCGCUCCAUAAGGAAAAAUCUCGCCAGUUCUUCAAAACUAUCUUCUGAUUCACCAAGUGUGGACCCUCCCCAGAAGGUGGCUAGUGAAAAACCAGGAGCUGAACCUAAUGGCAAAGGCCUGUUUGUGAAAAUCAACAUGGAUGGUGUUCCCAUAGGAAGGAAAGUGGAUCUCAAAGCCUAUGAUAGCUAUGAAAAACUGUCAACUGCUGUGGAUGAACUCUUCAGAGGCCUCCUUGCUGCUCAAAGAGAUUCCUCUGCUGGUGGAAUAGUGAACGAGGAAGACGGGGAGAAAGCGAUUACCGGCGUAUUGGAUGGAAGUGGAGAAUAUACACUUAUUUAUGAGGAUAACGAAGGAGACAGUAUGCUUGUUGGGGAUGUCCCAUGGCACAUGUUUGUGUUGACGGUGAAGAGGCUGCGCGCGUUGAAGAGCUCCGAACUAUCCGCACUUUGUCUUGGGAGCGGUAAGCAGGGGGGAAGAUGAAGGCUUGAAACUCUUGGACACCAUAAUAACAAGAGUUUUCCUCGGAAGAUUCUCCAUUGAAGUUGGAAAAGAAAGAGACCUUUGAAUUAUGUUUUUUUUACCCUAUUUUGCAAUGAAACUUAUUGCACUCAACGGUAUAUGUAAGUCGUUCUAUAUGCAAGUUUUGAUGUGUUUUCCAUUAGCUUAAACGUCGAUGGAAUUUGGUGCAAAUAUCGGUUGGAUUUGAUAUGUAAAUUGUGUUUUGUACU